Messenger RNA from Fonsecaea multimorphosa CBS 102226, 1710 nucleotides. RefSeq lists its product as uncharacterized. Gene Ontology annotation, biological process: L-valine catabolic process; thymine catabolic process. Bases 1 to 1710 code for a protein of 569 amino acids. The record is from RefSeq and is a predicted model, not a curated record. Gene Ontology annotation, molecular function: methylmalonate-semialdehyde dehydrogenase (acylating, NAD+) activity; malonate-semialdehyde dehydrogenase (acetylating, [NAD(P)+]) activity. Gene Ontology annotation, cellular component: mitochondrion. The transcript is spliced from 2 exons. Lineage: Eukaryota; Fungi; Ascomycota; Eurotiomycetes; Chaetothyriales; Herpotrichiellaceae.
AUGGCCGCUCGUCGGUCCCUCCUACGUGCUGUCCCCGCAUUGACAGCAAGACGGGCCACCGCAUCAGCUGCGCCCCAGAUCUCAACAUCUCUCAGAAUGUCGCCAAAUGAGCAGAUCGCACGGCGCCGACUGCAUGCCACCACACGCCAUCUCGCCGCCACCAGCACCGCCGUCGCCGACUAUCCUACCUCUCACGAAAAGAUCGCCAAUGUUGUCGACACGCACAACUUCAUUGACAACCAGUUCGUCCCGUCUCAAACUUCGCAGUGGAUCGACCUCCAUGAUCCUGCCACCAACAACCUUGUCACUCGAGUACCUCAAUCCACCGAUGCUGAACUCAAGGCAGCUGUCGCGUCUGCGGAGAAAGCCUUCCCGUCGUGGCGAGCUAUGUCCAUCAUUUCCAAGCAGCAAAUCAUUUUCAAAUUGACACAUUUGAUUCGCCAAAAUAUGGAUCGACUGGCCGCCUCCAUCACCCUUGAACAGGGCAAGACCUUUGCAGACGCGAAAGGCGACGUCCUCCGCGGCUUGCAAGUCUGCGAGACUGCCUGCGGUAUCACCACUCAGUUGACCGGUGAAGUCAUCGAGGUGGCAAAAGAUAUGGAAACUCGUUCAUACCGCGAACCCCUGGGCGUGGUGGCAGCCAUCUGCCCCUUCAAUUUUCCGGCCAUGAUCCCGCUAUGGAGUAUUCCUGUUGCCACCGUUACGGGCAACUGCCUGAUCCUCAAGCCCAGCGAGCGAGACCCCGGUGCUGCCAUGAUACUUGCUGAGUUGUGCAAAGAAGCUGGAUUCCCCGACGGCGUGGUUAACAUUGUCCACGGCUCGGCCAAGACAGUUGACUUUAUCAUCGACGAACCUGCCAUCAAGGCGAUUUCUUUUGUCGGCUCCAACCGUGCCGGAGAAUAUAUCUACACUCGGGGUUGUGCACAGGGCAAGCGUGUCCAGGCCAACCUAGGUGCGAAGAAUCAUGCUGCGGUGCUCCCGGACUGCAACAAGAAUCACGCACUCAACGCCAUUGCCGGCGCGGCCUUUGGCGCGGCGGGACAACGCUGCAUGGCUCUUAGCACCCUUGUGAUGGUGGGCGAGACGAAAGAUUGGUUGCCAGAGCUUGCCGAGCGUGCAAAGGCCCUUACCAUCAACGGUGGAUUCGAAGCGGAUGCCGAUCUCGGCCCUUUGAUCAGCCCACAGAGCAAGAAGCGUGUGGAGGACUUGAUUAAGAGCGCGGAAGAGGAGGGUGCAACCAUCUUGCUUGAUGGCAGGGGCCAACACCCGCCCAAGUAUCCCAACGGCAACUGGGUCGGCCCAACCAUCAUUGCCAACGUCAAGCCUCACAUGAAAUGUUAUACAGAAGAGAUCUUUGGCCCCGUCCUGGUCUGUCUGAAUGUUUCCACGACCGACGAAGCCAUUGAGCUGAUCAACUCCAACCCUUACGGCAACGGCGCCGCCGUCUUCACCCGCUCUGGUCCCACCGCCUCACUAUUCCAAAAGGAACUCGAGGCGGGACAGAUUGGAAUCAACGUCCCCAUCCCCGUGCCGCUACCAAUGUUCAGCUUCACCGGCAACAAGAAGAGCGUGGCUGGAACGGGCCUUGCCAACUUCUACGGCAAGGAUGGCAUCAGGUUCUACACCCAAUGGAAGACAGUGACAAGCCUCUGGAGGGCCGAGGAUGCUCUGGCGACAGAGAAGCAGGUUUCCAUGCCGACCCAUUCGUAA